This is a messenger RNA of Lampris incognitus (smalleye Pacific opah), 1727 nucleotides long. RefSeq names its product 3-hydroxyacyl-CoA dehydratase 2 (gene hacd2). Lineage: Eukaryota; Metazoa; Chordata; Actinopteri; Lampriformes; Lampridae. The coding region runs from base 11 to 868 and encodes 285 amino acids. Gene Ontology annotation, cellular component: endoplasmic reticulum membrane. The record is from RefSeq and is a predicted model, not a curated record. Gene Ontology annotation, biological process: sphingolipid biosynthetic process; fatty acid elongation; very long-chain fatty acid biosynthetic process. Gene Ontology annotation, molecular function: 3-hydroxyacyl-CoA dehydratase activity. The transcript is spliced from 7 exons.
UGCACGUCAAAUGGUCAGUAGGGGGCGCGCUUCGCAGACAGCGUCCCAUAUUACCAUCAAGGCCACGAAGCCCUUCACUUCCUGGUUCUGCGGGUGUUUGCCUGGACGGAGAGUGCACUGCACGGCGGCAGCUAUGUCAGCACCUGCUAUGGGGAUCAGCAAAACGGCCCAGACCGAUGUGUCCGCCAAGAAGAAGAGAGGACCAGGCGCGCUGGCGACGGCCUAUCUGGUUAUUUAUAACGUCGUUAUGACAGCUGGGUGGCUGGUUAUAGCCGUGGGCCUGGUCAGAGCUUACCUGGCCAGAGGCAGCUACCAUGGCCUCUACUACUCCAUAGAGAAGCCUCUAAAGUUUUUUCAGACUGGAGCUGUUCUAGAGAUACUGCACUGUGCUGUAGGAAUUGUGCCGUCUUCAGUGGUCCUCACUGGCUUUCAGGUCAUGUCCCGGGUCUUCCUCACCUGGGCCGUCACACACAGUGUCAGAGAGGUGCAGAGUGAGGACAGCGUGCUACUGUUUGUAACAGCUUGGACUAUCACAGAAAUCAUCCGCUACUCUUUUUAUACUUUCAGUCUUCUGAAUCACCUGCCCUACCUCAUCAAAUGGGCAAGGUACACUUUUUUCAUCGUUCUGUAUCCUAUGGGAGUGACCGGGGAGCUGCUGACCAUCUAUGCGGCGCUACCAUACGUGCAGAAGACGGGUCUGUAUUCUGUCACCCUCCCCAACAAGUACAACUUCUCCUUCGACUACCACGCCUUCCUCAUCCUCACCAUGAUCUCCUACAUUCCCCUCUUCCCCCAGCUCUACUUUCACAUGUUGCGGCAGAGGAAGAAAGUGCUGGGUCAUGUGGAGGACUACAGCAAAGUGGAGUGAGCUGAAUAACAGACAAGACUGGUCUGAGCAAGAAAGAGGGUGGUGGGGGGGAAAAGAAAAGGAAGGAGGAAGACCUUUUUCUGAAAACAAAUGCGUUAUCUGCCUGGCCAUGAAACUACGUCUGCCUGUUGAACACCCCCGCCCGACUCCAGCUUCUAAAUCAGCAGAGCUAGCCUGACACACGAUUGAAGAGAUCCUAAUAACGUUUUGUUUCGUUUCUUUUUCUUUAUUCCUAGUUAAUUGUUCCUUUUGUAUGUUUUUUUUUCCUGAGCGUGCGUGUAUGUGUGUGUGCGUGUGCGUGUGUGUAUGCGGGGGCUGCCUUUACAUAGGUGACAUAGACACUGAUCGACUGUACCAUGUGAUCAGACAGGUGUGUUUUGUUGUAUUUUUAAUUGUGAACAGCCUAUGUUUAUAGUCUUGCAUACUCAGAUAGCUCAAGGCGGUACCAGAACUGUAUGAACGGGGUACGGCUGAGUCCCCCCCCAAUUAUAACACUGAGUGAAACCCUGUCAUGAUGUCACUGCAGAUCAGAUAAUUUGAGUGGAUUGCACUGAUACAACUGAUACCUAACAGCACUGUAGGAAACAGAUGACGGAUGUCUCACCUCCCCGUGGCCCAUUCUAUGUAUUCUCUUGAGUAGUAGUUGUCAUCAUUUUGUCAUAAAGUAGGAAGGGUCAUCCCUGCACUACAGGAAGUCAGACCAUCUACAGGGUCUGGGUCUUUGGUUGUGCGAACACCGGCCGAGAGUCUAUUUAUUAUGGUAGUUUGAAGCCAUCGAUUAGUUUUUUUAUUUAUGAUUUGCAAAAACAAAUUUUGGCUACAUUCCCUGUUUAGUUUAAUAAAGCUGUUUCAUACUGUG